CAUUGGGUUUGAUUGGCUUGUCUGGGUUUGGUUGGGUUUGGAUGGGUUUGAUUGGUUUUGGUUGGGUUUGAUUUGGUUUCUAACGGUCAGUGAGGGCUUGUUUUAAACUUAUUUAAAAGUUUUUUUUACCCAAUUUUAAAGUUACUCAGAGGUUUGGUUUCUAACAUUUUUGAAAUAGUGUGCAUGUAGUGAGGUUUUGUGACGUUGGGUAGCAGCUGUGUGAGGGUUAUUGGGAGUUAUAAUGGAGCUGUGGAGACAGUGUGCAUACUGGCUCAUUCAGUGCCGGGUGCUUCCCGAGAACCACAGAGUGACCUGGGACAGCGCACAGGUGUGUGAGUUGGCCCAUGCACUGAGAGAUGGCGUGCUGCUGUGUCAUCUACUGAAUAAUCUUCUCCCUCACUCAGUCAACUUGCGGGAGAUCAACCUACGUCCUCAGAUGUCUCAGUUUUUGUGUCUAAAGAACAUCAGAACCUUUCUGUCAACAUGUCACGAGAGGUUUGCUGUGAAGAAGAGUGACCUGUUCGAGGCCUUCGAACUCUUUGAUGUCCGAGACUUCGGCAAGGUGAUUGGCACACUGUCCAUCCUGUCACAAACGUCCAUAGCUGUUCAGAGAGGAUUCAGGCCCUUUCCUGAAGAAGUGUGUGUCGGAGAUGAUGACAUCUACAACGGCCUCUCUGAUAAGAUCGAUGAUACAGUGGAUGAGGACGAUGAUCUAUAUGACUGUGUGGAGGAUGAGGAAAAUGAAGGUGAUGACAUUUACGAAGACCUCAUGAGGACGGAGGAACCAGCAGAGCCACAGCAAAAGUUUGAAGUAGACAAGAGGAGCUGCUGCCUGCAGGAGAUCAAACAGACAGAAGAGAAAUACACACACACACUGGAGUCUAUACUACAGCAUUUUAUGAGACCACUGCAGGCAUUCCUUCAUCCUCCUGACAUUGAGAAUAUAUUUAUCAACAUAGAGGAUCUAGCUAAUACACAUCGCUGUCUGCUGAAAGAGGUGCAGGCUUCCAUAUUAAAUUAUGGAGCAGAAAAUCUCUACCAAAUAUUCAUAGAUUACAAGGAGAGGCUGCUGUUGUAUGGACGAUACUGUAGUCAGGUGGAGUCUGCCACAAAACACCUGGAUAAGAUAGCAAGCAUGAGGGAAGAUGUCAGAAUGAAACUGGAGGAAUGCUCAAUGAGAGCAAACAGUGGACGAUUCUCUCUCCGAGACCUGCUGAUGGUCCCCAUGCAGAGAGUCCUAAAAUAUCACCUACUGCUGCAGGAACUUGUGAAACACACAGUCAACCCCACAGAUAGAGAGAACCUGCGUACUGCGUUAGAUGCCAUGAGGGACCUUGCUCAGUGUGUGAAUGAGGUGAAGAGGGAUAAUGAAAUCAUCCGUCAGAUCACAGCAUUUCAGAUAUGCAUUGAGAACAUGGCUCAGUCUCUAGCUUUGUUUGGUCGACCUAAGAUUGAUGGAGAGCUGAAGAUCUGUAGCCCUGAAAAGAAGUCAAAGCAAGACAGAUAUGCGUUUCUCUUUGAUAAGGCCCUGCUAGUGUGUAAGAAGAGGAGUGGUGAGAGUAUGGAGCUCAAGGAGCUCAUCGAACUCCAGCACUUCCAGCUCAGAGAUGAAAUGAUUGGAGAAAAGGACAACAAGAAGUGGACACACACGUUCCUGCUGAUGGAUUCAUAUGGUCAGAGUGGCUAUGAUCUAUUCUUCAAGACGCGUGAACUGAAGAAGAAAUGGCUGGAGCAGUUUGAGAUGGCGCUCUCCAAUAUGUCUCCAGAGAACUGCACAGCUAAUGGUCAUGAUUUCCAGAUGUACUGUUUUGAAGAGACCACUUCCUGCAAAGCCUGCCAGAUGCUGCUCAGGGGGAUUUUCUUCCAGGGUUACCGCUGCAGCCGCUGUAAAAUGGCAGCCCACAAGGAAUGUCUGGGGAGAGUUUCUGCAUGUGGACGCUUAGCAGAAAACCAAGGGACUCUGAAAAAGAACAAAUGCAGGUCUGCCACACAGAGACAAAAUAAAUCAGGUCUGCCCAAGAUGGAGGUGUGUGCUGACUACUAUGGGCUGCCCCCGCCCCCUGUGGGUUUUGGCCAACCACUGCACCUCAGUGCAGGUGAUGUCAUAGAGCUGACGCGUGCGGACGCCGACUUAAAGUGGUGGGAGGGGAGGAAUCUCACAAUUGGAGAAGUUGGCUGGUUUCCCUGCAGUAAAGUUCAUCCCUUCUUACCAAGACCAACUCCAGAUCUAACGGGGUUCUCCUGGUUUGCAGGCAACAUGGAGCGUACAGAUGCCAAAAGUCUCCUUAUGUCUCGGUCUGAUGGGACAUUUCUCAUUCGGCAGAAGGACGGUGGAGAGUUCGCCAUCAGUAUCAAGUUUAAUAUGGAUAUCCGACAUAUUAAGAUAAUUCUGACAGAGGGCCUUUACAGAAUCAAUGACAAGAAAGCUUUCAAAGGGCUCAUUGACCUGGUGCAGUACUACCAAGAGCACUCUCUGAAGGAGUGUUUUAAAGAUGUGGACACACAGUUGCAGAUCCCUUACAAGCAGCCCGAACAGAGUGCAUUCUCUCACACACACCAGCCUCACAGAGGUAUGAGCGAGCGUUAUUUUGGCACGGCUAAGGUGCGAUAUGCUUUCUCUGCACGGGAUCGCAAAGAGCUGUCUCUACGGGAGGGAGACACAGUGAAGAUCAUCUCAAAGAAAGCACACAAUGGCUGGUGGAAAGGCGAGGUUUACGGCAGGGUGGGGUUAUUCCCUUCUAACUAUGUAGAGGAGGAACACUCAGACUACUGCUGAUUCAGUGAGUUGGUUACAUACAAACUGACUCCAUAAAUCCAACUCCAACUGUGUGAAGGCAGGACACCACUGAAGGCUACUACUGACUCAGUAAAGGAGUCAUUCACACCCUGAGAAGCUCUUCAAACCUCUCUGGUUUGACUCUUUGAAUCUUUUACUUGCUCUUAAUUGCAAUAAUUUGCUUACAUGUAAAUGACAUGAGAUGUAAAUGACACAGAUAGAUUUACACUGUCCCACUAGUCCUUAACAAUAACAUAAUGAAUAUGUUUAUAUAAAUUAACAUAAUGAGACGAAUAUACUGUAGACCACCGACUGCCAGUUCUCUUCAUGAGUCUAAUUUAUGUUUUCAGGAAAACAUUCAGGGAAUUUUUUAUUUUUUUUUAAAUGUACAGCAUCUCACAGUCCAUAAAAGAACAGACUAAUCUCUCCCUGUACUGACUCUUCAGAUAUGCACUAGUGCCUUGGACAAAAUCCCAUUAAUAAGACGUAAACUCUUAAAAUAUCUCUUUAAAAACCCUUAAAUGUCUGUACUUGGUUAAUAUGGUAUAAGUGGUACCAAACUGGAUCCAUAUUUAAAUGAAAAUCCCAUAAUACAUUGCAGCUCCACUGAUAAUUUACCCAUAGCACUUAUACUUAUGGCAACAAGUGGAGAUGGGAGAGUUUGAGCCAGUUUGACUGAAUUUUUUUGUUCCUUCUACAUCUUGCACUCAACAGUGUUAUGCACCCUUAUUCAUCAGUUGUGUACAUUUGAGCACAGGUUUGGUCACCCUGCACGACAUACGAACCUCUCCUGGUCUGAUUUGUGAAACUCUCACACAGUGAGCAGAGAUUUGAGAUGUGGGAAAUGUCAGUAAAGCAGAGUUGGGUGUGGAUUACUA
Electrophorus electricus (electric eel) is the source of this 3654-nucleotide messenger RNA. RefSeq names its product vav guanine nucleotide exchange factor 1 (gene vav1). NCBI's taxonomy places the organism in Eukaryota, Metazoa, Chordata, Actinopteri, Gymnotiformes, Gymnotidae. Gene Ontology annotation, molecular function: guanyl-nucleotide exchange factor activity; protein binding. The record is from RefSeq and is a predicted model, not a curated record. Gene Ontology annotation, biological process: cell migration; regulation of GTPase activity; intracellular signal transduction. Gene Ontology annotation, cellular component: cytoplasm.